GAACAAGGGGGAAUUCAGGUCCGGUUCUCCAGAGCACACGUAAAGCGUAAGGGGUGGUUCGCCCACUCCGCACGUUAGGCCUCCCAGAUUCGUUUCUCAGGAGAAAUAGGAAGCGGAAGGAACAUGGCAGUGAAAUCGCAGGCAGUUCUCCAGAGAGCGAUCCCUGCCCCGCUCUGUCUCCUCUUCUGGAGAGCCUGCAAUUUCUGCAUGGCUUUCUUUUUCGCGCUCGCCGCCUACGUGCAGAUUAAUGAUCCAGAUGCAGGAAUAUGGAUUGUUGCCUAUGUAAUCCCUGCUGCAUUGUCCUUCCUCGUUGGGUUGAAUCCACCAAUCACAGACAACUUCAUCUGGAGAAGUCUCUCAGAAUUGCACAUGUACAUGUGUUCCAUGGUAGGAAUCCUGUGGGGUUGGCGGCUUCAUCAAGCUUCAACAAACAACAUUUUCCAAGAGGAGGAAGGACGGGAGUUUCUGGGAUUAGUUAUUAUCGUUAUUUGGACUCUUUUGUGUCGACAUUCGGGGAAACAUCUCGGCGGCUUCAGACUUUCCAUUGCAGUUCUCAUUACAGUCCUGCCAUUCAUAACAUGGCUAUAUUACUACAUCAAUAAAGAGCUACGAGCAUCCUGGCCAGAUCACUGCAGGAACACCAUUUAAACAGGAGAUUAAACCAACAAUCGGACCAAGCAAAGAGCUUUGAACAAGUUUGAAAUGGAUUGAACCUAAAACUGAAGAAAUGGUUUUUAUUUGUUCUUCAAGGCUACCAGUCCAGCUGAUUUAGAUAUGCGAAAGAAAAUUACUUUUCUCUAUUUUGUACUUAAUUUAACUUUUAAUUAAUACUAAAUUAUGUUAAUUUUAUAAUGUAUGUGUCAAUAUGACCUCUGUGAAUCAGAAGGUUUCAAAUCAAAACCACACUACAGGUCUUCAGCAUUUUGUCUAUGUUGAAACAUUUUUGCAAUGUUGUUUUCACUGCCUUGGUAGUUUGAGCUAAACACUAUUAUGUUUGAUAUCAUGGGCAGCAAUAAGUCUUAGAUCUCAAAAUUUCUAUCUGCAAUAAAUGUACAACAAUGUUUAGGAUCAUUUCAUAAUUGCAGGGUCUAACAAGCUCAUCCUUUACAGCAGAUGCUAUAGAUCUAACAGAAAGCAACAGGUUUGCUGUGCCUGAUGGAUUUACUCAACUUUGUUUUGGAAAAGUGUAUUUUUGUAUAUCCAGAGUGGAGGGUAUGUCCUUCUGUAACAUAAUGUUAUUGUGAAUUAGAUACUGUAUUUUGAUUGAAGUCAACAGUUGUAAACUUUACUGUAGGAUAUUUCUAAUGAGGAAACAGCUCUUCCAGCCAAAAUAAACUUUGUUGACAUUGUUAUAUAAUUAGAUUCCCUACAGUGUGGAAACAGGCCAUUUGCCUCAACAAGUCCACACCGACCCUCCAAAGAGUAACCCA
Messenger RNA from Chiloscyllium plagiosum (whitespotted bambooshark), 1430 nucleotides. RefSeq names its product transmembrane protein 220 (gene tmem220). NCBI's taxonomy places the organism in Eukaryota, Metazoa, Chordata, Chondrichthyes, Orectolobiformes, Hemiscylliidae. The record is from RefSeq and is a predicted model, not a curated record.